Messenger RNA from Cajanus cajan (pigeon pea), 1399 nucleotides. Its product is annotated as two-component response regulator ARR17. Gene Ontology annotation, biological process: phosphorelay signal transduction system; cytokinin-activated signaling pathway. The record is from RefSeq and is a predicted model, not a curated record. NCBI's taxonomy places the organism in Eukaryota, Viridiplantae, Streptophyta, Magnoliopsida, Fabales, Fabaceae.
GUGUUAAAGGAAUAGGAAAACUGAGAAACUUGUGCAUGAAUGGGGAGAAGAGAGUGCAGAGUGCAGAGAGUGAUGGUGAAAUGUCGUAAAGAGAGACAAAAAUUAAAGAAAGAAGGUAUAAAUGAAUUGAUGAUGAGAGUGGUGUUUGAAUAGGAGAGCGAGGUGGGGACUGGAUCAAAUCCUAGAUACCCGAAAAGGAUCACGAAAUAUCUGUGACUCGAUUUUAUCUCUCUCUCUCUGGUUUUCUAAAAUUCUUCGCCCACCAACCACCUUCGAAUUCAUGUCCAUUUACUCACUCUCUCUCGUGGACAUAUAUAUAUAUAUAUACAUGGUUACCUUCAUACAACUCUUGUGACUUUUAACUUAUGUUUCUCUCUUCAUUUAUACACGUCUUGUCACCCCUUUUGUUUUUCUUUUCGUCCUCUUCUUCUCCCCAAUUAAUUUUAUUGCAGCCUCCUUUAUUGCAUCUGCAUGCGUUUAUUACCACUCCCUAAUACUAAUACCCUUCUUCCUUCCCCAUUUUCAUUUAUUAAUAUCACCAACGCAACGCAUGGCCGCUCCUUCUUCUUCUUCUUCAACUUGGGUCAUGGAAACUUCUGAUGUUCCUCAUGUUUUGGCCGUUGAUGACAACCUUAUUGAUCGCAAACUCGUUGAGAAACUCCUCAGGAAUUCUUCUUGCAAAGUCACAACUGCAGAAAAUGGGCCAAGGGCAUUGGAGUUAUUGGGCUUGACAAGUGGGGGACAGAACACCAUGAAUGGUAGAUCCAAAGUAAAUUUGGUAAUCACAGACUAUUGCAUGCCAGGGAUGACGGGCUACGAGCUACUUAAGAAAAUUAAGGAAUCAUCUGUAAUGAAGGAGGUUCCAGUAGUGAUCAUGUCAUCUGAGAACAUACCAACACGGAUUAACAAGUGUCUGGAAGAAGGAGCUCAGAUGUUCAUCCUAAAGCCCCUCAAACAAUCUGAUGUAAAAAAACUGACAUGUCAGUUAAUGAAUUGUGAGGUUUGAGUUUUGAGUCUAAUCAAAAAGGCUACACUGAGAUCUGUGGUCUGGUAAUAUGAGCACUGAGCAGCACUCCAGAACCCUGCAUCUGUCAUGGCCCUCUAUAGCUAUAGCCCUUAAACCAGAACAUUGUUUCCACCCUCUAAUUGUAGUACUAGUUUAGGUGUAGGAAUGCAUUGCAUUGUUUUGAAGGUUCUUUACUUUCUUCCAUGCACUCUUCCUUGUUCAUGUUCCUAUUUAUUUUCGUAGAAUAUAAUUCAUGUUCUUUUCUUAUGAUGUUUAGUUUAGUUGGUAGUAUGCGUGAGAUGUUGUAACUUCUUAGUACUGACUUCAAUUCUUACCAAUCAAAAUAAAAAUCCCCUUGGUGCCACAAUAAUAUAAAAUUGGAAAACCCCCAAU